This is a messenger RNA of Helianthus annuus (common sunflower), 3192 nucleotides long. RefSeq lists its product as uncharacterized. Gene Ontology annotation, biological process: telomere maintenance; DNA repair. The transcript is spliced from 8 exons. The record is from RefSeq and is a predicted model, not a curated record. Gene Ontology annotation, molecular function: DNA helicase activity. Bases 1 to 3192 code for a protein of 1063 amino acids. Lineage: Eukaryota; Viridiplantae; Streptophyta; Magnoliopsida; Asterales; Asteraceae.
AUGAAUAAUCACACCAGAAAUCAAUUUCAUCAAAGCACAUCCAAACCUCCUCCUAAACGUAAAUCUUCAAAUUUGUUUCAACAAUCAGAAGUUCAUGCUCAUUCUAAUGCAGUAAACUCACGUAGGCAAUCAGAAGUUCAUGCUCAUUCUAAUGCAGUAAACUCACGUUGGUUAACAAGAACACCUCUAACAGAUGUUACAAACGUUCCUGUUGAACGUGUACCUAAACACAACUACAAACGUUUGUUGCUUGAAGAACCGUUGGGAGUUAAAAAAUCCGAUGAAGUUAUACAUAGUAGUUAUUAUCGUGAUAAAGGAAAAUCUGCUACACCUCUUCCAAAUUCUGAAAACAGUCCACCCUAUUUAUCCCAACCUCUUUCUUCGUGUGUUUCAGCUGUUGCAUUACAAAGCAGUCAACCUGCUCAUAGACACAAUUAUAAACGAUUAUUGCAGGAACCAGCAAUUGUAGUUGAUAAUGCAACUAAAGCAACAGAUAAAACCAAUCUUAUCAAUAAAGGAAAAUCUGUUUCAGGUUUACCUACUUUCACACCAACAUGUUAUGAAUUACCAUUUUCCAGCUCCAGCUCUUCUGCUACUUUACUUGAUAAUUGUUUACCUCCACCAAUAAAAGCCAAAUGUACAGUCAGAAGAUUUAAUACAAAUGAGAUACCUAAAUUUGAUCUUGAUACCGAUGAAACAGAAUGUUUAACUGCCGUGCAAUCUGUUUUUGGCAUAUCAAAGAGGCACGCUGUAAAUGUUGAAAAUAAAAAUACUUUGGAUGCUGAGAUAAUUAAUGAUCUUAAGGAUCUUUUGGAUCAUUCCAAUCCACUGGUUCAAACUUAUCAUAUUGCAAGAGAUCGUUUAAAUGAAACUGGUCAAAAGAAUGUGCAUAUCAGGCUUAUUGGAAGAAGACAAACCGAUGGAAGAACACAUAACCUUCCAACUGCUUCUGAAGUUGCUGCCAUUGUAGUUGGUGACAUUGAUAAAUUAUUUGAUAAAAGGGACAUUAUCGGGGAGACUCAAACCGGUCAUUUAAAACGCAUCUCUGAACUUCACCCUUCAUAUCUUCCACUUCAGUAUCCUCUUAUUUUCCCAACAGCAGAAGAUGGUUACAGAACUGGUUUAAAACAUGGAAUGUUGCAAGACAAUGCAGAGGGUUCUAGAACUGAUGUUACUAUGAGAGAAUUCUUUGCUUACAAGAUUCAAGACAGAGAUGUCGUUUUUUCACUAUUGCUAAAUGCAAGGAGACUUUUCCAGCAAUUCUUGGUGGAUGUGAUGCGUGUUAAUGCAUACACUAUGGUGGAGUCUGAAAGAUUAUUCUUUAUUCGUAGGCAACAGACAAAACUUCGUUGUGAUUCUUAUAAAAACAUCUCAGCUUCCAUUGCUUCAGGUAACACAGACGCAUCAAAUACCGAUCAAAGAGUUUUACUACCAUCUUCAUUUACCGGUGGUUCAAGUUAUUUAUACAGUCGAAUUUCAAAGCAUGGCCUUCCUCAUGCUCAUAUAUGUCUUUUCUUGGAGUCUUCUUAUAAGUUCCCUUCCUCAGAAUAUGUUGAUCGAGUAAUAUGUGCUGAGAUUCCUGACAAUGCUGUUGACCCUGAGUUGUAUCAACUUGUGAAAGAAUUCAUGAUUCAUGAGCAUACUUCUGUUAAUGAUGAAGGCUGCCCGGUCUACAGGAGAAGAGAUACUUCACAUUUUGUCAUUAAAAGUGGAAUUCCAUUGAACAAUGGUUACGUUGUUCCUUAUAAUGGUUUUCUACUUAGAAAGUACCAGGCACAUAUUAAUGUGGAAUGGUGCAACCAGUCUGGUGCUAUCAAGUAUUUGUUUAAGUAUAUCAACAAGGGUCCUGAUAGAGUUACUAUUGCUGUUAAUAAUGAGAACUCAGCUGAGGCAAAUGUUAAUGAUCAGAAUGAUCAACCAAAUGUUGACGAGAUUGAACAAUUCUAUGAUUGUAGAUAUAUAUUUGCAUGUGAGGCAGCCUGGAGGCUUUUUAAAUAUGACAUACACUAUAGGUUUCAUGCCGUUGAGCGAUUACCAUUUCAUCUUCUAAAUGAACAAUAUGUGACUUACGAAGACGAUUCCGAUUUAUGUGAUGUUAUAAACAAGCCUUCUGUUGGUACAUCCAUGUUUUUGGGUUGGAUGGAACGCAACAAAAAUGACCCAAAGGCAAGGGAACUGACCUACGUCCAGUUUCCAAUGUUUUAUGUUUGGAAUUCUAAACACAGAAGAUUGGUAGGUAGACAGAAACGUGGAUCUGUUGGAAGAAUUCAUUAUGUCCCUCCAUCUCUAGGAGAAUGUUAUUAUCUGCGGAUUCUUCUAAAUAAAGUUAUAGGGCCAACUUCAUUUGAAGAUAUUCGUAUCGUCAAUGGUCAAGUGUACCCUUCUUAUGAAGAAGCAUGUUUUGCUUUAGGUCUAUUGGAUGACGACAAAGAGUAUGUUUCGUGUAUUAAAGAAGCUAAUGCAUGGGCAUCGGGUAGAUAUGUUCGUUCGCUUUUUGUGAUGCUGUUGCUGUCUAACAGUUUAUCCAGACCAGCAUCUGUAUGGUGCCAAACAUGGGAGGAUAUGUCAGAUGACAUUCUCCAUACACAAAGGAUUCGUACUAAAAACCCAGUAUUAACCCUCCAACCAGAAGAGAUUAAGAAUCAUGCAUUAGCUGACAUAGAAUGGUUGCUUAGAAACAAUGGCAGCACGUUGGCCAAUUUUCCCGACAUGCCUUCUCCUGAUCAACGAUACGUCAUUAGCUCAUCCAAUCUGUUGGUCCAUCAAGAACUUUUAUAUAACAAAGAUUUGUUACAAGAUGAGCACGGUACCCUUCUUUCCAGUCUCACAAGUGAGCAAAGUUGUGUUUAUGAAACUGUCAUGGCUGCUGUUGAGCAUCAACAUGGAGGUAUGUUUUUUGUUUAUGGAUAUGGUGGUACUGGUAAGACGUUUAUUUGGAAAACUCUAUCUGCUGCCUUGCGUUCUAAAGGUAAUAUUGUAUUAAACGUUGCUUCGUCUGGUAUCGCAUCCCUUUUGUUAAGUGGUGGUAGAACCGCUCACUCCAGAUUUAUCAUUCCUAUUAACGUUAACGAGGAUUCAGUCUGUUCUAUUCAACCUAACGGUGAUUUGGCACAACUUCUGAGGAUGACCAAACUUAUCAUUUGGGAUGAAGCGCCAAUGACUCACAGGCAUUGUUUUGAGGCUCUAGAUUGA